Lampris incognitus (smalleye Pacific opah) is the source of this 1552-nucleotide messenger RNA. RefSeq names its product ADP-ribosylation factor-like 6 interacting protein 5a (gene arl6ip5a). Gene Ontology annotation, biological process: negative regulation of transport. The transcript is spliced from 3 exons. NCBI's taxonomy places the organism in Eukaryota, Metazoa, Chordata, Actinopteri, Lampriformes, Lampridae. Bases 43 to 618 code for a protein of 191 amino acids. Gene Ontology annotation, cellular component: membrane. The record is from RefSeq and is a predicted model, not a curated record.
UUGUAGAUGUGGACGUGAAAAACAUUAAGCGCCUGACGACAAAUGGCUAAAGUAGAACUCACACCGUUGAGACCAUGGGACGAUUUCUUCCCCGGUUCGGAAAGAUUUGCCAAACCAGAUUUUAAAGAUUUGGCAAGAUGGAACAACAGAGUUGUGAGCAACCUGCUUUACUAUCAAACAAACUAUUUGGCAAUAGCCAUCGUUGUUUUCCUUAUUGUUGGGUUCCUGAAUCCGUUUGGGAUGUUCAUGGGGAUGGCUGUGGUGUCGGGGGUCUUCCUGGGUUCGGUAUGGGUCGGUGAGAACAAAGCUAUGAUCAAGAACUUUAAGAAGCAAAACCCCACGGCCUUUGUCAUCGCUGUCAUGGUAGCCAGCUACAUGCUGAUGUCUCUCCUCGGCGGGGUCAUGGUCUUCAUGUCGGGAAUCAGUUUUCCUCUUGCUUUGAUAUUUGCACAUGCUUCAUGUCGUCUCCGCAAUAUGAAGAAUAAACUGGAGAACAAGAUUGAAGGGGCGGGACUGAAGAGGUCACCUAUGGGUAUUUUGCUGGAAGCGCUCGGCCAGCAGGAAGAGAACCUGCAAAAAAUACAAAACUUUCUUGAGGGAAAGCUAAAAGAGCGUUGAGGACUACCAUUGGAAAAUAUACUUGUACACUCUGUCCCUACUUUCCCAAGACGUUGUUUUAGGUAGAACAAACUUUGCUCGAAUGAUGAGAAGAAAUAAUUCUAUUCCAUAGCAGUGUAGUUGUCAAUGUCAUCCUUCCAAGUCUGUUAUACAAGCAUUAUGGUAAUGUGUGUUUUGCAGAAAAGUGGCUGACAAGAGUUGAUAAUCCACAGGGCUUUAGCUUUACCUCAGGAUAUUUGUCACUCCACCCAGAACUUGUCAGGGCACUUCUCCAAGUGGUGAUGAGGGCGCCUCUGUUCUCACAUCACUGCUAAGCAACAUGUCUGCAAAAUAGCUGGAAAAACUUCUGCAUAUGAAAUGUUUUACAACAUGUGUUAUUUGUACAGUUUGACUCUGUCUUGAUCUACAAAUGGGACAAGCAACAGCAAUUGAGGACGGUCAUUUAAUUUGAAAAAAAAAUAUGCACAAACUAAUGCCAGCGCCGCAUGAAUGAAUGAAGUGAUCCUCCCAUGUCCCCUGCGCUUGGCUUUAAAUAUUUUGUUACAUACUCUUGAAUGUACCUUAGUGUGAAAAUGUUUUUCGGGAGCGAAGUUACUUGGUGCAAGUUAUCUAAAGGAAAUGAUUGCUUGUGUUAAAUCUGACUAUCUGGGUUCGGAUAAACAUGAGGGGUUGAAUCUACAUUUUAUCGGAAUCAGAAACAUCCUCACUCUUGCCAAUAUAUGCUGCGUUAAAGAUGUGAAACCAAUGUGAAGGGGUUUUGUUUUCAACAAAGAUUUAAAAACCGCACACUCAACACUUGGGGACUGCCAAAGUACUCCAAAGGCUAGGCUGUUUCAACUGUGCCCUUCUGGAUACUAUGUUUCUCAUGAAAUGCAACAGUUUACAUAGCAUGUAAUUGAUUGAAUACACAAAAUAAAACUGAUUUCUAAUUUUC